AUGGUUAAGGAUUCUAAUGAGCCCGGGUUUUCGCCGAAAAAGAGGCCUCUGUUGCGUCCUCAACGGUCGGAUUCCACUUCAAACACUACGGCAACUGGAAAUUCCGGUGCAGGCACAAGAGGUCGUGGCAGGCAGAAACAGAACGCUGUCAAAGGUAGUUCGAGGUCACCAUCGCUGCAUUCUCCAAAAUCGUGGAUCAGAAGCGCGUCUGCGACGGGGAUUCUCGGAUUGAGACGUCCGGAGCUGGCGCACUCGCACUCGCAGGCUAAUCCUGCUGCUGCUACUGUUGGUAUGAACCAUUCUCCGCUGAGAAGGGCUACUGCGAACGCGACGCCCGUUGACACUGGGAGGUCCUGGACGGAUGGAGACAUUAACAACGUCGUGGACGUUCUUCCCUCCUUUGAGAUGUACAACGCCUUGCAUAGACACAUCCCGCAGGGGAACGUCGACCCGGACAGACACGACUUCCCGCCUUCAUACCAGGAGGCCAGCAAUACGCCUACAACUGGCGGUGCGGCCUCGAGCACUGAUCUCUCGCAUCAACUGUUGUCCACUAACGCAUUGGGUGCCACGCCUUCAUCAUCCACAUCGAAUUUGGAAAACUUGGUUCCCCUCCGAACAGAACAUCACAGCAUCGCGGCACAGCAGCCCACUAUCGUUGAUGAAGAUCUGUUGGACGCGGCUCCCAUACUCGACGAUCUGAAUGAGGCAGACAGCAUUUUCAUCGAUAAACUGUACACUUUACCGAAGAUGUCCACGCCUAUCGAAAUCUGCAUAAAGACGACGAAGCAUGCGCCUAUGCCGCACGUGAAGCCGGAAGAGGAAUCGAUCUUGAAAGAGUAUACGUCAGGCGAUUUGAUUCACGGUUUCAUCACCAUUGAAAACAAGUCGCAAACGAGCUUGAAGUUCGAGAUGUUCUAUGUCACUUUGGAGUCAUACAUUUCCAUCAUUGACAAGGUCAAGGGGAAAAGAACCAUCAAGAGAUUUUUACGUAUGGUCGACCUGAGUGCUUCUUGGUCAUACUCAAAGAUCGCGUUGGGGUCCGGUGUAGACUUCAUUCCGGCAGACGUAGACUACGAUGAUUCCGUGUUUGGCCUAAACAAUAGUCGGGUCUUGGAACCAGGAGUCAAAUACAAGAAAUUCUUUAUCUUCAAACUACCACUGCAACUACUAGAUGUCACUUGUAAACAGGAGCAUUUCUCCCAUUGUUUGUUGCCUCCCAGCUUCGGUAUUGAUAAAUAUAGAAAUAAUUGUAAGUACUCUGGGGUCAAGGUCAAUGGUGUCCUCGGGUGCGGGCAUUUGGGUACCAAGGGCUCCCCAAUCUUGACUAACGAUAUGUCUGACGAUAAUCUUUCCAUCAACUACACUAUCGAUGCAAGGAUCGUCGGCAAGGACCAAAAGACCUCUAAACUAUACAUCAUGAAGGAGAGAGAAUACAAUCUAAGGGUCAUUCCCUUUGGGUUUGACGGUAAUGUCGUCGGGGAAAGAACCACCAUGAAUCAGUUGAACGAUCUCACUAGGCUGGUGCAAGAGAGAUUGGACGCCCUGAAAAAAGUAUUUGAAAGGUUAGAGAAGAAGGAACCUAUAACAAACCAUGAUAUACACGGUGCAGAUUUGAGUGGCAGCAUUGAUGAAUUUAUAGAAUUAAAUUCUCAAGAAAUAUUGCAAAGGAAAUUGGACCAACUGCAUAUUAAGAAUAGAAAUGACUACUUGGUCAAUUACAACGAUUUGAAACUAGGCCACAGCGCCGAAAAUAACCGUACUGGAAAUAGUAGCUAUCCCUCUGAUCCUUCCAGAAAUUGGGUUUCCUUUGUUGAAAGUGAACUGAAGUAUAAACUGAAAAACAAAUCCAACUCCACAUCGUUUUUAAAUUUCUCACAUUUUUUGAAUGGCAGUUCCAGCUCAAAUUCCACUUCUUCGAGUACUACAAAGAAUAAACAUGACCUGACAAGUAACAACGAAAGGACCGGGUUGAUACUGGUAAAGGCCAAGGUUCCUAGACAAGGUUUGCCAUACUGGUCACCUUCGCUACUUAGAAAGACGAAUGUUUUUGAAUCCAAAAGUAAGCAAGACCAAGAAAACUGGGAAAGAUUGUCCGAGUUGAUCCCUGAUGAUGUUAAAAAACCACUGGAGAAGAUUGAUUUACAACUAACUUGUAUCGAAUCUGAUAAUAGUUUACCUCACGACCCACCGGAAAUUCAUUCAAUCACCACAGAACUGAUAUGCAUAACAGCCAAAUCUGAUAAUUCUAUUCCGAUCAAAUUUAACUCUGAAUUAUUGAUGAACAAAGAAAAACUCGCUGGGAUCAAAGCGCUGUAUGACGAUUUCCAUUCAAAAAUUUGUGAAUAUGAAACCAAAUUCAAUAAAAAUUUUCUUAAAUUAAACGAGUUAUACAACACGGGAAGAGGGAACCGCAGGCUCAAGGAAUUGAAAUUUACCGAUUUUGUUACGUCACAGCUGCUUAAUGAUAUUGAAAGUAUUUGUAACUUGAAUGUUAACGUUCAUAAUUUAUCAAAUAUUUUCAAAAAACAAAUUAACACUUUGAAGCAACAUCCGAAACGCGUAUCAUCUGAGGACUCAAUAUCGCAUACAGGUAACGGUAAUUCGUCGUCACCCAAUUCAGCAUCUUUAACUCCGGUAACGUCUUCAUCUAAGAGUAGUUUAUUCUUGCCAAGCGGCAACUCGUCCACUUCUUUGAAAUUUACCGACCAAAUCAUCCAUAGGUGGGUCAAAAUUGCUCCUUUGCAAUAUAAAAGAGACAUUAAUGUAAACCUGGAAUUUAAUAAAGAUAUCAAAGAAACUUUAAUUCCAAGUUUUGAGAGCUGCUUAUGCUGUAGGUUCUAUUGUGUUCGAGUAAUGAUUAAAUUUGAAAAUCAUCUUGGUGUAGCCGUGAUUGAUAUUCCUAUUUCUGUUAGGCAAGUGUGA
Messenger RNA from Saccharomyces eubayanus, 2925 nucleotides. RefSeq names its product ubiquitin-ubiquitin ligase BUL1 (gene BUL1). Lineage: Eukaryota; Fungi; Ascomycota; Saccharomycetes; Saccharomycetales; Saccharomycetaceae. The transcript has a single exon. Gene Ontology annotation, cellular component: ubiquitin ligase complex. Gene Ontology annotation, biological process: protein monoubiquitination; protein polyubiquitination. The coding region runs from base 1 to 2925 and encodes 974 amino acids. The record is from RefSeq and is a predicted model, not a curated record. Gene Ontology annotation, molecular function: ubiquitin-ubiquitin ligase activity.